AUGCCCCUUCAUAAAGUUGGGGAAGACACUGAUGAAGCAACGGACAGAGACAACAUCGAAACAGGGGAUGAUGGACCAUCGUGUGGUUCUGGAUUAUGUGGGAUCCUCCUUACAUUUCUUUCCAUGGUGCUGAUCAUCGCAACCCUCCCUCUGAGCAUAUGGAGCUGCCUAAAGAUUGUUGCAGAGUAUGAGAGAGCUGUGAUCUUCCGUUUGGGGCGAAUCGCGGGGCGAGCAAAGGGCCCUGGCAUUUUAUGGGUUAUCCCAUGCGUGGACACUUUUCGAAAGGUUGACAUGAGGACAGUGUCGUUCAACAUACCUCCCCAGGAGUUAACCUGUACUGCUUUCCUAAUACAGGUACUUACCAAAGACUCAGUGACCAUUAUGGUUGAUGCUGUGGUGUAUUAUCGCGUCUUCAAUCCCAUCGCGAACCUCGUCCAAGUGGAGGACGCAAACGUGGCCACGCAAAUGAUCGCACAGACCACCCUGAGAAACAUGCUGGGCACGAAGAGUCUGGCGGAGCUCCUGAUGGACCGUGAGGAGAUGGCUGAACAGAUGGAGGUGGUGCUGUACGAGGCUUCCAAACACUGGGGUAUCAAAGUGGAGAGAGUGGAGCUUAAGGACGUCAAGCUGCCCCAGAGUCUGCAGAGAGCCAUGGCUGCAGAGGCAGAGGCGUCCCGGGAAGCCAGGGCCAAGGUCAUUGCAGCCGAGGGCGAGAUGAACGCUUCCAGGGCCCUGAAGGAGGCUGCGGACGUGAUGUCUCAGUCGCCCGCUGCCCUGCAGCUGCGCUACCUGCAGACGCUGUCCGAGAUCGCCGGCGAGAAGAACUCCACCGUCAUCUUCCCCAUCCCUCUAGACAUGAUGUCGGCCUUCAUGAAGAAAUAA
Clupea harengus (Atlantic herring) is the source of this 882-nucleotide messenger RNA. RefSeq lists its product as uncharacterized. NCBI's taxonomy places the organism in Eukaryota, Metazoa, Chordata, Actinopteri, Clupeiformes, Clupeidae. The coding region runs from base 1 to 882 and encodes 293 amino acids. The transcript has 7 exons. The record is from RefSeq and is a predicted model, not a curated record. Gene Ontology annotation, cellular component: plasma membrane.